ACAUUUCAAUUUUUCCUUUAGUUAAGUUUUUCCCCAUAAUUUUUAGGUCAAUAUUUUAUUUGAUUUCAAUGAACAGAGACGUUUUCAAAGUUUUAAUUUUAGUAAACUAAAAUAACCCCGAGAAACAGAUAGGGUAACGGAAGUCUAUUUGAACUAUAAACAGAGAUUGUCUUUGCAAUAUCUAAUCACAUAUUUAAAAACUACAAUACUAAUUUCUCAUUGUUGAAAGUGAUAAUUAAACUUACAUUUAUUUAUACAAAACUAUGCUUCAAUGGGCGUUUAGGUCGCCAUUUAAUUUUUUCGAGCUUGAGCCUUCUCGACCAAUCACGUUCUUCGCAUGUUGUUAUGGAAAUGACAGGUCUCUGUCACUGGUUAAACACACACACGCACACAUGCAGGUUUGUAUUGCUAAACUAGUGGGGACAUUCCAUAGACUUUCAUUUUCCAUAUCCACUUCCAUAUCUUAUAUCAGUCUUGUGAUAUAUUGUAUCCCCUAACCCUACCCCUAAACCCAAUAAUCACACAAACAUGUGCAAGACAUUAGAUUUAAAGAAAAACACUAUUUGACCGAAUUAUGAGCCUUUUUAUUUAGUGACGACCAGUAAAAUGUCCUCAAAAGUGGGUUGGACACACGCACACGCGCACGCGCACGCGCACACGCACACACAGACACAGACACGCACACACACUAUUCUCCAUCAUGAUCAUUUCCGACUUUAUUGUUUUCUUUGCAGGUGGGGCAGACGUGGUUUUGUAGAUAAUUUUUGUGGUGCUCUGGCUUCAGUUCCGAGAUCAACCCGGUGCUCACACCUGACACAACUGAAUCUGGCUUCCAAUAAACUAGGACACUCAGGUGUAUAUCUGCUCUGUACUUCACUGGAGAAUUCACAAAAUAAACUAGAAAUACUCAGGUUACAUCGCUGUGGUAUUACAAACCAAGGUUGUGCUGCUCUAGCUUUAGCUUUGAAAUCAAACACCUCACACCUGAGAGAAUUGGGUCUGUCACACAAUGUGCUUGGAGAUUCAGGAGUAAGCCAGCUCUGUGCUGGAUUGGAGAAUACAAACUGUAUACUGGAGAUACUGAGUUUGAGAGAAUGUUGUAUUACAGAUGAAAGCUGUGCUGCUCUGGGUUCAGCUCUGAAAUUCAACCCCUCACACCUGACAGAACUGGAUCUGUCAGGCAAUAGAAUAGCAAUGCCUGGAAAGAAUUUACUCGAUGAACUAAAGGAUAGUCCAGAUUAUAAACUGGACAGAGUAAUUAUGCUUGGUCAACGGAUGUCACGACGUAUAGUUUCCCGAUCACUGACAAACCCAUGUUUCGUCUCUCCAUCCAUUAUACCACCGUGGGCACCUUCAUCAAUUCACUGGGAUUGCCUUUCUGGCUAAACCAUUAACAAUAUAUGUAGUAUAAUUAAGGGGAGGGGAGGGGAAACCAUCAAGUAAAAAGAACACUGCGUGCAUUGUCAUGUCUCUUCCUAACAUUUUACUUAUCUCACUUUUAAUUCCGUGCCAAUACACCUGUAUUUUGGGACAUUCCCAGAAUAAGUGAGCAUAGUCCCCUAUCUCGCCAUUUUGAUAGUGGUGAAGAACUAUGAAAUUUAGCAACCACCAAUGGAACCCUGAAAUAUCUCAUUUUCAUUUGUAAUGUUUUUAUAUUUUAUUGUGAUUUUAAGUUGUAUUCGUGCAAAAUGUGAUUUUUUUCUGAACUGUUAAUACCAACAGUUUUAGAUGAUAUACCAUACUUGUCUGUAGCAGCUGGCAUUGAUACUAGAAAGGUAUCAGACUCAACAGACAGCUUUGAUGGCAAUGUAACAAAAUAGCUGAGAAGUAAUCCUCAAGGUCUUGUCUGUGGCAUUUCUUUAUAAACGGCAUAAAUGUAAAUGUGUAUAAUGAAGUAAUGAUUCAGUUCAAUUACAAGUUUAUUUGUUUAGCGCUUUUCAUAGUUUACACUGUUGCAACGCAGCUUUACAGAAGACACAAUGUAGAAUAUACAUGAAACAAAAAAUAAAUUUUAAAUAGUUAAUUAAGAGCAUUCAUCCUCUGAAGUCUUGCAUUGGCUGGUGUCGUCUUUCUAUAGGAGGCUGGAUCCGCGGACCCAUCCCUGCAGGAGAAGCAUGCAUGUGAACCUUGAAUAAAGAUCACAAAUGUUUGAUUUGAAAGUGUUGAGAUGUCUCACCUGUACGCUAACAUCUGUGCUUUCGAGUAUGUCACAUGUCCUCGUUUUCAUGGAGAUCAUGAGCGCAUUGUUGCUGAAACACUGAUUCACCCAAUCGACAAAACCGCCCAGUAUCAUUAAAGCUGAGAAAAAAGUUGAGCUGUGAGAUGCGGGAUGAAGAGAUUUACUCAAUGUUCUGAUACAGAUGGCUUUUUAGCUUUCAGCAGUACGGCUCGCAUCUUACAUAGCGUUAUUUGUGAAAAUGUUAAAUCGCAUCCACAAAGCACAAACAAUUUGACAUUCACACUCUCAUUGUUUUGACUAGAAGGGAUACAGUUACCUCCACUGGGCAUGCGCUAUUCAAUACCACAUCAUUUUUGUCAUGCUGAAAACAGUUUAUUAAUUGUUUUUUUAUUAUUAUAAGGUUCGGUUUAGGGUUGGGGUAGUGUAGGCAUUAGCUAAUGUAAUUUAUUGUAAUUAUAUGGCGAGAUUUUGCACCACUUCCGGCCGUAGCUGUAUCCUUUCUAGCAACAACCCGCUCUCAUGCGCUUCCCGAAAUUACGUCACACCCAACAUAAUGUUCCUAUUGGAUCCUAUGGUUUAAAAUUUGACAUGUGCACUCACUGUGGAAAUUGAUCAAAUACGAUUUGUCUGUUUUUAAUGAUUUUUCAUAUUUUUUUGGACACAAAGGGGACAACAGUUAAAUACAUCGUCUAAAUAAGCAUACAGUUACAAGCAUGAAUGAAUAUGUUUUCGAAGGAAGAGAUGUUUUUAGCAGAUUUCAUAGCGGUCACAGACAAUAUUCCAGUUUUAAAACUUUAUGCAAAAUAAGUUCAAGGUGCCAUUUAUUAUUUUAGGGCCAAAAAUUACUUACUACAUGUGCGUUGACUAGGAUUUGUUUUCUAUUCAUUUUACUCUGUGCAUGUUUAUGCUUAGUGUACCCAACAAGUUUUACAAAAAAUAACGUUUGGGUUUUAUGGGGUAACUGUAAUAAAUUGACUGACACAUUUUUUAUUAAUAUAAUUAUUAUUUUUAUUGUAGCCUUUAUAAUCAGUUUUGUUUUUGUUAGGG
Messenger RNA from Triplophysa rosa, 3226 nucleotides. Its product is annotated as ribonuclease inhibitor-like. Lineage: Eukaryota; Metazoa; Chordata; Actinopteri; Cypriniformes; Nemacheilidae. Gene Ontology annotation, molecular function: protein binding. The transcript is spliced from 5 exons. Bases 607 to 1386 code for a protein of 259 amino acids. The record is from RefSeq and is a predicted model, not a curated record.